Molecule: messenger RNA, 601 nt
Organism: Sapajus apella (tufted capuchin)
Lineage: Eukaryota; Metazoa; Chordata; Mammalia; Primates; Cebidae
Product: putative heat shock protein HSP 90-beta-3
Exons: 1
Biological process (GO): cellular response to heat; protein folding; protein stabilization
Cellular component (GO): protein-containing complex; cytosol; plasma membrane
Molecular function (GO): ATP binding; ATP-dependent protein folding chaperone; ATP hydrolysis activity
Source: RefSeq, a predicted model, not a curated record
CGGGACAACUCCACCAUGGGCUACAUGAUGGCCAAAAAGCACCUGGAGAUCAACCCUGACCACCCUAUUGUGGAGAUGCUGCAGCAGAGGGCUGAGGCAGACAAGAAUGACAAGGCAGUCAAGGACCUUGUGGUGCUGCUGUUUGAAAACUCCCUGCUCUCUUCUGGCUUUUCCCUUGAGAAUCCCCAAACCCACUCCAACUGCAUCUACUGCAUGAUCAAGCUAGGUCUACGUAUCGAUGAAGAUGAAGUGGCAGCAGAGGAACCCAGUGCUGCAGUUCCUGAUGAGAUCCCCCCUCUUGAGGAUGAUGAGGAUGCGUCUCGCAUGGAAGAAGUAGAUUAGGGGUUCGUAGUUGGAAAACUGCCCUUGUAUAGUGUCCCCAUGGCUCCCACUGCAGCCUCGAGUGCCCCUGUCCCACCUGGCUCCCUACGCUGAUGUCUGGUAUUUUUUUUCUCUCCUGUCCUUCUGUUGAAGGCAGGAAACAAGGGUGUCAAGCCCCCAUUCUUUCCCUACUCUGACAGCAGGAUUGGAUGUUGUGUAUUGUGGGGCUUUUUUUGUUUGUCUGUUCAUUUUGUUCUGAAAUUAAAGUAUGCAAAAUAAA